Electrophorus electricus (electric eel) is the source of this 2524-nucleotide messenger RNA. RefSeq names its product pleckstrin homology domain containing, family J member 1 (gene plekhj1). Gene Ontology annotation, cellular component: trans-Golgi network; early endosome; recycling endosome. Gene Ontology annotation, biological process: retrograde transport, endosome to Golgi; endosome organization; receptor recycling. Lineage: Eukaryota; Metazoa; Chordata; Actinopteri; Gymnotiformes; Gymnotidae. The record is from RefSeq and is a predicted model, not a curated record.
CAAAAUGUAAAACGUUUAUGUUUUUUGUCUGCUGGCUUUUAUUUUGAAAAGACCUCUUUCCGGGGAUUCCAACUUGUCUACAGCUAUUUUGCCUCCAGAGACUGUAUAUACAGUAUACGGUUCCCUCAUCAUAUUCUGAUUGGAGAGAUCACUAAUGGUGAAGUUUGGCAGUAGAUAAUCGGCGUGUCUCUCAACUAGCAUGGAAACAGGACUAAAGAGUAAAAGCAAGAUCUUCAAAAUGUGCUAGCUGUCGUUAUAGCGACAGGUGUGAUACAUUUCCGAUUAAAAAUUAUGAAUUGGUUUGGUCAGCUAAGGUUCUCCACCGAACGCGAUUCUCGUCCACAAUAACUAGCCAACUAGCUAACCCAUCACACCGCUGCUAUAUCCAUAAUGGUAAAGUUAUUAAACAUCUAACUAGCGAACUCUCAUCCUGUCAGAAGUUACAAUUUGAUCGUAAACCAGGUGUCGAAAUGCGGUUUAAUGAAAAAGAGCUCGUCUUCCUGAGUCGCCAGCCCUCCGAGAGGGCGGCGGAGCUGGGAAUGAAAGGACCCAAGAAAGGCGACGUUAUGAAGAGGCGGCUGGUGAAGCUUAUAGUGAAUUUCUUGUUUUACUUUCGUACAGACGAAGAGGAGCCAAUUGGGGCUUUGCUUCUGGAGCAGUGCCGAGUUGAAAGAGAAGAUGAUCUGAAUUUCUCCAUUGUCUUUCUAGAUGAGGCUGAGAGAAAGUAUGUGUUUGAAUGUGACUCUAAGGAACAAUGCCUUGAAUGGAUUGAAGCCAUUAUCAAAGCCAGCUAUGAGUUCAUGCGAAAGAACCUUGUCUUCUAUCGUUCUGAGAUCCAGCGACUGACUGGAAAAGACCCACUGGAGCAAUAUGGGAUUUCAGACGAGACCCGCUUUCAGGCCAGUAGUGGACUCCCACCCCUGCCCCCUCCCCCCACCUAACCCAGUUCAAUCCCCAAUGCCUGUGAAGUGUGUCCAAACAACUGCUGUAAAUCUUGGUCCUAUCUAGACCCUUUUUUUUUUCAAAUGCAAUUGUCACUUUUUCAUUUAGUUGUCUAAAAAGCAAGAAGGCUGUCAUUGUAUAUUACUUUUUUUGAUUAUUGUGCAGUUGUAUGUUUGGCAGUUGGGUUUUAUUGUACAAAAUGACACUGUUAUAAAAAUCAGCUGAGAAUGAGCCAGUAGCAAUGCAUUUAAUAUAAAACUAUCUUCUUUCUUACCUUGUGUUUUAGGCUGUCACCCUCAUGACUAUUGUGAUUUUUUUUUUUUUGAUUUUUUUUUUGUCAGCCAUAACACUUCAGUGAGAAAUAACAAGUUAAAUUUUAUCACUGUUUUGUAAAUGUACAGCUAAGGCAAACUGGUUGUCAUGUGGUUAGUGUGCUGUUUGGGGUUAUACUUCUAAGAUACUGAGACACUUGUAGACACCAGUACUUGUGAUUCACACCUGGGUUUGCAUGGCACUAUGAAUACUGCAGUCUUAUUUACAGUUAGAUUGUUAGUUUAGAUACUGUUUUUUAGCCAGACUAUUGUUGUACCACUAGGCCUGUGCAUGUUGGUGUGCUAGUCUAAACCAAAUGCCUAUCAGCGCUCACCCAAUUUUACACAAUUGUUUUUUUCUUUAUCCUUCAAUUUUCAGCAGUCAGUUUGGAAUGUGUCUUCUCGGGGUGUUUUAAAGUGCAGGCUGUUAAUCUAGGUACUUCAAGAACAACAUCUUAGGGUUUGUUUCUGUAACACACUAAGUAAUUGGCCACAAUAAUCAUUAUCAUAGUCUUUUAAAACCACAAGCACCUGUAGAGUGUCUCUGAAGUUCACCGACCCAACCUGGAGCUCAGAGCCUAUCCUAUGUGAAAUCUGUAGCCUUUUUCAGGGUCACUUGGUUGUAUAAGAGCAAUAUCACAUUGAAAUGCAAAUACCCACAGAGGCAUUUAAAGGACUGCAGGGUUGUUUAUGCCGUGUUUCACCAGUCAUGUGCAUCCAAGUGCUUCUAAACCUUCAGAGAAUGGUUUAAAUAAAGGGGAUGGUAAAAAUAAUAUAAAUGCAUUUCAGAAAUAAAGUAAAAUAACAUUCAUAUAGGCUGCUUUACAUACAUUUGGUUACUAUAGGAGGCAUUUCUAGGAGUGGAAUUAAUCAGAACUGCUCUUUAGUAAGAGUGCUGUGUACAUGCCUAUGUGCUCCUUGGGGAGAUAUUUUGAAGGGUUCUGUAAUGUAAGUCUAUUAGCAAAAUUAAAUCUGACCAAUGAAGCUGAUGGUUUUCGUUAUGGGGACUGACCUAUAGUAGUCAGCCCCUUCUUGCCUAUGGUAAUAUCUAUAUCCACGUGUAUGCUGCGUUAGCCAGUUAACUUCAAAUGGUGACUACAAAUGAGACAGAGAUUGUGGUGUACCUAAUUCAAAACCUUUUUUCAAGGCUACCCUUAAAUGAAAAUCUCAGAAUAAUUAUAAGUAUGGUAGAAUCGUCUUUGUGUGUAUCAUUUUACAAUCCGAAAUGCGCAGUUUUAUGUUUUUUAAAUAAAGUCAUUUUCGAAUGUUAA